Messenger RNA from Rodentolepis nana, 1532 nucleotides. The record is from the annotation of a GenBank genome assembly. Lineage: Eukaryota; Metazoa; Platyhelminthes; Cestoda; Cyclophyllidea; Hymenolepididae.
GGAAUAGGGGAAGCGGAAGAAGUACGAUGGUUAAGCAGCUUCGAAUUCAUUAUGGAGACAGUUUUCCAACAUCUGUUCGCAAAUUCCUCAUUCCAUUUGUAAUGGCAAAUCUUGCCGACACAGUCGUGCGAGUGAUUAAAAUGAUGCAAGAAUCCUAUGCAGAAAUCAGCGAUCCCUACAUAAACGAAUUAGCAGUACAGUUAGUUCGAAACCAACCACCUGAGGGUUAUACGGUGGCAGUAUCUUUCGCUUAUUAUAGCAAGUCCCUUUCGAUGGAUUCACAUCCACGGAAUUCCUUUAUAGAUCUCACAGGUCUCCAGUCCAUUAGUGAAGAGGAAAGUGUUCCCCUCAACCACUCUAGAGUAUCAGCACUUUCUAAUACUUCUGUACAGACCAGUCAACAAGGUGGUACUUCCCCUACCCACACCCCUGGAACCCCACUCCAUAUCAAAUUGUCGAAGAGCUUAGGAGUAAAUGAAAUUCAAUCCCUUUUGGGCUCUCUACAUCCAGAAGUCAACUGGGAGGAAGUAAUACGGACGGAGGUUUUUAAUAAAGCCCCUGAAGGAGUUGAUGAAUUAGAGGCAUUAACAAAAUGGUUGGAGGUUGCUUUCAAGGCUGGAAAGCUUCAUCCAGCGAAGGUGAUGGCAGCCCUGCAGGAAAGGGUAUGCAAUCCUUAUAUCCGAAAACUUCCUGCCGAAAUUGCUGCUCAACUUCCUCCUCCGAAUGAGGCCCCACCCACUCCACCUUCAACUUCUGCACCUAAUCUAGACAGUAAUAUUCUCACAGAUACUGAUGACUGGUCAUCAGACACAUCCUUCCAAUCUGAGGACUAUUCUUUAUGCGACGAAGAGAUUAGUAUUCACUCUAACGUCCCCUCCGAAGAAAAGCAUGAUCUUGAGGAGAAGGAGGCGAAAAUUCAGCCCUCAUUCACUGUCUCUCGGGAGGAUGAUAAGAUGAGUUUGGUGACGCAUUCUCAAUUAUUUAACUUUGCCUCAAUCAAUGGGCGGAUGCUUAAACUUAUAAUUGAUCAACCGGAGUUUCAAGUCUUUCUUAAUAGGGAGGAGGCGAAAUGUCAACUGGAAAUGUCAACUUAUCAGUUGUAUUUCAUAAAUAACGUGGACCGCUUUAUUCAAAGUGACUAUGCGCCAACACUCAGAGAUAUCCUCCUUGUCCAAAUGCCGUGUAAUGCUGUUCGGGAAUCUUUGCUUCAAAUCGGAUCGACGUCUUUAAGGCUUAUAAACGUUGGAGAUCAGCAGGGAGACCGUCGUAAAUGGGUUUAUUUAUUCGAGACAAUCCAUGCCGUCCUCUUUUUUGCAUCUCUCGUCGACUUUGCGGAGAAAAGUCAAUUUCCCGAGUUUGAGACAAAACUAGACGAGAGUUUGGAGUACUUUUGGUUCGUCCUGGAAUCUUUACCACUUUCGCGUAAGGAUUCAAUCCUCUUCCUCACCAAAAAGGAUAUUUUAUCGAACUUACAUACCCGCGAUAUGUGGUCGGUGCCUUCAAACUACCCGGAACUACAAGGUUUGUUUUAA